AUGGGCAAUGUCUUCAGUCAAUGCUUAUUCAUCCCGGCCGCGCCGCUCACGGAAAAGAACUGCCCUGAUCAAACCGGCAGAGUCUUUAUCGUGACGGGUGGCUAUGCCGGCGUAGGAUUCGAACUAUGUAAAAUCCUCUACGCCCAAAAUGCUACUGUUUGGAUUGCAGGUCGCUCUGCGCCAAAAGCAGAGAAGGCUAUUCUGGAUAUCAAAAACGCCUCACCUUCGAGCAACGGCCAUGUCAAAUUUCUACAUGUAGACCUAUCCGAUCUCAAAACUAUUAAACCCGCAGUGGAGUCAUUUACUGCUCAGGAACAGCGCCUGGACGUCUUAGUAAACAACGCCGGUGUCAUGUUCCCGCCUCGCGGCAGUGUUGAUGCGCAAGGACACGACCUACAUGUAGGCACCAACUGUUUGGGCCCAUAUCUACUAUAUCAACUACUUCUCCCUCUCCUCACUAAGACUGCAUCCAAAUCUCCGACGGCUAGUGUGCGUGUUACGUGGGCUGCUUCCAUCGCCGUGCAACUCUUUUCGCCGCAACCGCACGGUAUGAUCCUUAACGACGACGGCUCUCCCACGGACCAAGGGAUGAGGUUGAACUACGGCCAAACUAAAGUCGGCAACGUUUUUUUCGCGAGAGAAUUCGCCAAGACGACCCCGCAGACCGGCGUCGUGCACGCGGCGUUUAACCCCGGCAAUUUGCACACGGAGCUACAGCGCCACUGGAAGGGACUGGAUCAAUGGAUCACGGAAAAAUUCUUUACGUAUCCGGCUAUCUACGGGGCGUACACGGAGCUCUGGGCAGCACUCACACCCGAACUGACGCCUGAUAAGAGUGGCGCUUACGUAUAUCCCUGGGGGAGGUUUGGCGAUCUUCCCGCCGGCGUCGAGACAUCGAUGAGAGGGGAGUCGGAAGGCGGAACGGGAAUUGCAGCUAAAUUUUUGGAAUGGUGUCGUAAAGAGACGGAGAAUUUCGCGUAG
This is a messenger RNA of Daldinia caldariorum, 981 nucleotides long. RefSeq names its product NAD(P)-binding protein. The coding region runs from base 1 to 981 and encodes 326 amino acids. The transcript has 4 exons. The record is from RefSeq and is a predicted model, not a curated record. Lineage: Eukaryota; Fungi; Ascomycota; Sordariomycetes; Xylariales; Hypoxylaceae.